Molecule: messenger RNA, 2108 nt
Organism: Cataglyphis hispanica
Lineage: Eukaryota; Metazoa; Arthropoda; Insecta; Hymenoptera; Formicidae
Product: WW domain-binding protein 4
Exons: 7
Coding region: 408-1583 (391 amino acids)
Biological process (GO): mRNA splicing, via spliceosome
Cellular component (GO): nucleus; precatalytic spliceosome
Molecular function (GO): protein binding; RNA binding; zinc ion binding
Source: RefSeq, a predicted model, not a curated record
CGACUUGAGAGAUGGCGCCAUUGUGUCAAACGCGACAGUUAACACCGCCAGCGAUGACGUUUCAUACACGUUGCGUCGAGAUUUCGCGUAAGUACUAAAGUGUUUAUUAUAUAUUGCAAGUGUUUAUUGCACGAAAUAUAUUUACAUAUAGACUGUGUCACGCGAGUCGGAAUCGAUCGUGCUAUAUCAUUUGUCUGUAAUUCGUGUAAUGACAGUUAAAAAGCGAGAGUCCGUGAGAACGCGAAGAUUCUUAAAAUUACGAGGUUAGGUACGUUGAAUGUAACAAGUGUUUUGUGUCUUUCCUUCUUCUGAAAAAGUGGUGCGUGAAAAUUAAUGGGGAGUCUUCUGGAUCGAUUCUUCCAUCGUCCAUAAAACAUCUGUGAGAUAUCGUCGGCAGGGAUUCGAAAAUGGCAGACUAUUGGAAGUCCCAAGGCCGCAAGUUCUGCGACUUCUGCAAGUGCUGGAUCGCCGAUAAUAAACCGAGUAUCGACUUCCACGAGGGCGGCAAGAAACAUAAGGAAAAUGUCAGCAAGCGGCUCAAAGAAAUUUACAAAAAUAGUGCCAAACAGGCGAAGCAGAACAAAAAAUUCGAGAAUGAUCUUAAAAAGAUGGAAAAUGCGGCAAUGGCUGCAUACAUGAAGGAUGUCGAGAAUAACACACGAGAUAUGACUGUUCAAAACAUUAUUAAAGAGAAAGUGAACAAGAUUGAAACGAGAGAAACGCCUCAGAAUUUUAAUCGCAUACCACUAGCUGCUCCGGAGACGAUACCGAGAUUCAGAAGUAACACUGAACAGUUUUCACCAAAAGUGGAUCCUUGUGAUCCGAUUUUGUCAAAAACCGCUCCGUCGUUUCCACGAGUCCAGGGCAGCGAGAACAGGACCCCGGGGAAGAGUAAAGCGAAUAAGACGAAGGGAAAGGGGAGAAAGGCCCAGGAGGACGAUCGUCCGACCGCACCUGUCAGAAAACUGUGGUACGAAGCUCUCAGUCCCGAAGGAUACACUUACUAUUGGCACAUCGAGACGAACGAAUCGAUUUGGGAGCCACCGGAGGAGGGUUAUAUGACUCUCGCGGAACAAGAAGAGGAGGCGAAAGAGGAAGCGCUCCAGAAGAAGCUUAUGGAACAAUUGGACAGAGAGGAAGCGAUCAAGAAAGCGGAUAUUCUCGAGGAACAACGGGCCAAUCUCGAGAGAGAGAAAAUGAGGGAACAUAUGACACAUCCUGCUAGAAAUGACGAUAUCAAAGAUGACAACGAAAAUACAGGAAUAAAGAAGGAGGCGGCCAAAGAGGAACGACCUUACUGGCGAGACUACAGUGUGCCCGAGAGACCACAACCUUAUGGAUCCUGGCAAGUUGUGGAGACAAACAAAAAAAAACCAGUAGAUCUCCAAUUGCCACAAAAACAAAAGCAGAUACAACUACCUAUAUUUGAGAAGACAGAACCACCGCCUCCGCAGAGGACGUUUAAGGAAAAAACUGUCACACAGAUUAAUAUCAAUGAUAGUGAUGACGAGGAUGCAUCAACCACUUUUAAGAAAAGAAAAAUUGGUAACAAGAAUGUGCGUAAAAGAACGACUGAUGAUUAGCAUCAAAAUUUUUUUCUGAAUAUAGUAUUCUUGUAUAUAUUUUUAUUUAAUUGUUAAAAAUUUGUUAAACAAACAUGGACAAUUUGUAUGAACAAAUAUGCAGCUCAUAAUAUUCAUGGGUUGGAAAUUUACAUAUAAAAAUAAUAGAUUCUUUAUUUAUAUAUACUUGACUGUGCACAGGUAUAUGUGGAUAUAAAAAAAAUAUUAUCUUAUUUCAGAUAGCAAACGUCAUUUGAUGCCAAAAUGUCAUUUGACGUCAAAAUAACAUUAUUUGACGUCCAAAUAACAUCAUUUGACAUCAAAAUUAGAUGUGCUUGCUAACUGGAAUAUAAUCUAUAUAUGUAUAUAUGUAUAUAUACAUUAAUAUAAUUUCAAUUAUAAAUAAAAAGUCUAAUUUUCCAUUUUAUAUAAAAAUUUUAUUUUCCUAUUUUAUUAACAUUAUUUUUAUUAAAAUUAAUUAAUUAAUAUUUUUAAUAUAAUAAUUGAUACAUUUGCAUGUCUGAGAGAUCUAAUUAAUAUAAUAAG